Messenger RNA from Balaenoptera musculus (blue whale), 2223 nucleotides. RefSeq names its product WD repeat-containing protein on Y chromosome-like. The record is from RefSeq and is a predicted model, not a curated record. NCBI's taxonomy places the organism in Eukaryota, Metazoa, Chordata, Mammalia, Artiodactyla, Balaenopteridae. Gene Ontology annotation, molecular function: protein binding.
AUGGGGUCCGGGCAGCGUCCUGAACGCAGUGGCGAUGCCGGGGGAGCCGCUGAUGCUUCGAGCUCAGACUUGCCCCGCCGGACCUCGGCCUUCGGGGGAGCAGGGGCUGCGGAGAGCAGACCCCCCAGCCUGGCUGCUGCGGGCCUGCCUCACCCGGGGAAGAUGCGCAGCCCCUCGGUCGGAACCGAGGACGUGGCCCGGAGGAGGGUGUCGCCUCCACACGCGGACCUGGCGCGGAGCCUGCGGACGGAAAGGGACAAGCCCAUCAUUCGGAAGCCCAGGUGGGUGACGGAUGUCACCAGCAUGCCACAGUACAACAGACUGAUCCUAGGGACUGGGAGUCAAGGCAUUUUCAUCUGUAAAGGAAAGAACUUGCUGCUGACAGGUGGAAUGGAUCAAAUAAUUAGAGUCUAGGAUCCUUAUCUGCCUGGAAAACCAACAGGUAUGCUGAAAAGCCACACGGCUCCAGUGAUCUGCAUCCAUGUGUCUGCUGAGGAUAACAAAAUAUUUUCCAUGCCCACUGACAACACUAUUAAGAUCUGGGAUCUGGAGACCAAGAGCUGCUUGUUUACCGCCUCCUCCAAAGCCAGCGGUACUCGGGGCCAGCCCGGGGCCUGCCUCUAUCUCCCCGGCCCCAGAGCCCUGUGUGUGGCCACGGACACCGUCGCCCUCCUGCACCUGAGGCUGAGAUCUCCCCUCGAGCCUCACCCGGUGGUUUCCCACAAGGAGCCCGUGGUGUGCUGCCAGUACAACCCCCCCUUCAGUGGGGAUGAUCGGGGACAUCACAGCCCAGACACGUCCUCUUCAUGUGCACGCUCACUUGAGCUGCACUCCCACCAGUGUCUCCAGGCUACUUUUCCCAACUUCCUGAUACCGGUGGUGAAAGUAUGGGACUUUGAAACAGGAAUACUGUUGUCUGAUUUUACUGAGGCUCAUGGCAAUGCUGGAAUCCAUUGUCUGACCUUUGACCCCAGUGGAAGAGGGCUAGUUAUUGGGGGCAGAGAUGGCUGUCUGAAAAUAUGGAGCUACAACGACGGACAUUGUCUUCACACCUUGAAACAUGAUGAAAAGCAAAGUGAAGUCUGUGAUUAUACCUACUUGGAGGUAAGCCAAAAUAAGUGUAUCAUAGCUGUUGGAUGGGAUAGAAGAAUAAAUGUGUACUUUGACACACCAUGUGACUUUCGUCACUUCCGGAAGCCAUAGCCACAUUGGCAGGAUGACUUGAACCACGGGCAAAAGGAGGACAUCCUCUGUGUAGCUCAAUGCCCGCCUAUUCUCCUUGCCACCUCCAGCUACGACGGGGAGAUUAUCAUUUGGAAUGUCAUCUCAGGGCAUAUGCACUGCAAGCUGAAUACCCCCAGCCCCUCUGAUGGCGCAGAAGAUAGAGAACAUAGGGGCCCGGACAGAAGCGUUUCCUGCCUCACCUUCCUGAAGUCGAGGGAAGCCAACUUGGAAUCAGCCGCCACUGCCCUAAUGGCCAACGGGCCCCGAGCCCGACCCGGCCCUGCCCUGAAGCUUCAGGCCUGUCGCCACCGGGUGCCCUCGGACGCUUCUGUCCACCCUCCACCCUGGGCGUUCCUCGCUUCUGCUUUCCCUGAUGGGAGCACAGGGCCGCCCCCCCGGGAGAAGAGGAGGAUCCCACAGUCUGGAGAUUUAGGGAGCUCCCGAGAGGAAGAGCCCAGAGACAAAGCCUGGGUCAGCAGCAUGGCGGUGACAACAGGGGACGCCUGUGCCUACGUGUCUGACCAGGACGGCUUUGUACACGUCUACGACAUCGAGGAGUAUGGUCUGCAGGGGCCAGAGCCGCAGCCUUCCAAGAGCAGUUUGGAGCUGAUAGAAGAAGAAAAGGUUCUGCUGUCAUCCUCCCUGGACCGUACCGUGCACCUGUGGAGCACAGACGGGGAGUACAUCGGAGUCCAGUGCAGCCCCUGUGACCUCCUGAGGGGCUGGGCUGGGGGCCAGGGCCUGGGGCUCCCAAAGCUGGGAGCGUCCGGGGCCGCCCUUGGAGCAGAGCAAGCCUGCCCGGGGGGCACCUGCGCUGGGGGUGCCCAGCAUCACCAGAUCCUCUGGUGCCACAAGGUUGCCCGCGUGUCAGCUCUCAGGGAGAAGCCGCAUUUGUCCAUCCUCGGCGCAGAUCUGACCGACAGGGUCCGUGAGCCUGACGACCCUGGCACGAGUGACCUGCCAUCACUAAUGAAGUCUAGUCAGGACCCCGGUCUCUAA